GUUCUGACGGCCAAAACAGAACAAAGAAGAGGAGAGAGAGAGAGAGAGAGAGAGAGGGAGAUGGAUAAGUAGGUGAGGUGGGCAGCAGGCAGAAGAGCGAAGAGAGAGGUUCCCUUCCCCAAACAGCUCACAGCGAAAAACCAAAACACUCACAAAUCUCACGUUUUGCUUUCUCUCUCAACAAUUUCAUCAAACACCUUGUCUGCAAGCUUCAAAAUUCCCCCUUCCAAUUCUGCGAAUGCUCUAGAAUCUCUCUUCUGUGUCUCUCCAUUCUUUCUCUAUCUUAUUCUCUGAAGGAAGAAGACAAUGGAGUCCACUGAGUCCUCCUACAUGUCGUCACCGGAGGCCCCACGGAGGCGCUCAUCGCCGCCGCCGCCCAAAUCACCGGGUUCGGAUUCUGCGGAGAAGUCUACAUAUGUUAGGUUUCUGGUGUCAAAUGCUGCAGCUGGUUCUGUUAUUGGAAAGGGUGGUGCAACAAUCACUGAUUUUCAAUCGCAAUCUGGAGCAAGAAUUCAGUUGUCGCGCAAUCAUGAGUUUUUCCCUGGAACAACUGAUAGGAUUAUUAUGAUUUCUGGAACAAUUAAUGAAAUAGUCAAGGCUGUGGACCUUGUUCUUGCUAAGUUACUGAGUGAGCUUCAUUCUGAAGAAACUGAAGAAGUGGAACCAAGAACAAAGCUGAGAUUAGUUGUUCCAAAUAGUUCUUGUGGUGGCAUAAUUGGGAAAGGAGGAUCUACCAUAAAGUCAUUUAUUGAAGAAUCACAAGCUGGAAUUAAAAUAUCACCACAAGACAAUAAUUAUUUUGGUUUGAAUGAUCGGCUGGUGACAGUAACAGGAAGUCUGGAUGAACAGAUGCGAGCAGUUGAUUUAAUUGUUUCUAAGUUAUCUGAAGACUCGCAUUAUGCUCAGUCUAUGAAUGCCCCAUUUUCAUAUCCAGCAGCGUACAAUGCAAUGAGUUAUGGACCACCAAAUGGGACUGGAGGAAAAUUUCAGAAUGCUAAGGAGGAUCGGAGUAACUCGGUUACGAUUGGCGUAGCAGACGAGCAUAUUGGGUUGGUUCUUGGUCGUGGUGGAAGGACCAUAACGGAGAUUAGUCAGGGUAGUGGAGCCAAGAUAAAGAUAUCUGAUAGGGGUGACUUCAUGUCUGGAACUACUGACAGGAAGGUGACAAUCACGGGGUCACAGAGGGCAAUCCAUGCUGCUGAGUCCAUGAUAAUGCAGAAAGUAUCCUAUGCAUCCGAGAGGGCAAUGGAUUAACUUUCCAAGCGUCAGAACUCAUUCUCUUUGAGAAUCUCGUGGUGGAGCUGCCCAAAUUAUUUCUUAUACAUUUUCUGGUAUUGAAGUGUGUCCACUUACAUUCUCAGAGUAUGAUAAUUUGGUUGAGAACAUCUGAAUGCUGUGGUAGGAAGCAAGAACAGGAAGAAAUUUCUUUUUGUCUGGAGAGCAAUUUAUAUUUUAUAGGGACUUAUAUGAGAUGACCUGUAUUUUCAAAAGGGAAAAUGUUGAAGAAAGCAAUUAUUUAUUGACUAAAGAGAAUGAUUAGCUUUAUUUCUUAAUUUAUACAGUUGUAACUUCUGAAUUUGUAGGUGUUGUCUGAAAUCAAGUUUGAUAAUGGAAAAUUUGUUCUUCUG
Molecule: messenger RNA, 1628 nt
Organism: Pyrus x bretschneideri (Chinese white pear)
Lineage: Eukaryota; Viridiplantae; Streptophyta; Magnoliopsida; Rosales; Rosaceae
Product: protein BTR1
Exons: 8
Coding region: 307-1254 (315 amino acids)
Biological process (GO): regulation of gene expression
Cellular component (GO): cytoplasm; cytosol
Molecular function (GO): mRNA binding
Source: RefSeq, a predicted model, not a curated record